GUUCCAGUUACUUCCCAAAAGUAUCUUCCUCCAUCCCUCCCGUCCCGUCCAGGCUCCAGAGAGGCGUGAGCUAAGCCAAGCCAGAGAUCGCCGGCGCGAAUGGUUCCGCCCACGGCUGCCGGCGGGAUCUCGGCCUCCCCCUCAACGGCCAUGCCGGAGCAUUCCCACGGGGCCAAGUGCCGCUGCCGGCCCGCGCGCUCCGCCUGCGCCUGGGCGCGCGACAUCUUCAUGGACGUGCUGACCGCCGCGGUCACGCUCCUCAUCCUCUUCGGCAUCGUCGCGUGCCUCCUCAUGACGCCGCUCGUGUUCGCCGCGCGUGCCUUACGCCGGCAGGCCAGGCGGUACGGCUUCUUCUCGCCCGUCGACCACCCGCGGCCGCGCCCGCGCCACACCGGCCUCGCGUCCGAGCAAAUCAGCCGCCUCCCCACCUUCGAGUCGUCCCCGUUCGAUCGAAACUCGGCCUGCAUCGUGUGCCUCGAGGCGGCGCGAGGCGGCGAGCGGUGGCGCGCGCUGCCACCCUGCGGCCACGCGUUCCACACCGCCUGCGUCGACCCGUGGCUCCUCCUGUCGCCGACGUGCCCUGUCUGUCGCGCUACCGUAGCCGUCCUCCCGAGAAGCGAAUCCCAGGCGGGAGACGGCAUCGAGAAACCGCCUCUCUCCCUCUACUUCAGUCCACCUCAUGGUGGCUAGCUCCCAGCGCCAUCUUGGGAUGUAAGGUUUGGUUUUCCAUCAGCAGCUCCACAAAAUGGCUUACCGCCUUGCUGUGUAAUCCUAGCUGCUGUAGCUAGGUUUCGUGUGGAUCAUCCUGCUGUUGUAAACCGAGAAGAAAGUUUCUCCCUGCUGACGACUUUGCAAUGUCAACUUCUUCACUUUGAAAUGACAACUUAUUUAUUUACUUUUCCAGUACUAAGCAACCGGAGAAGAAAAGACAUCACACAGCUUUAACCUAAUAAAAGCUGGACUAAAAAACCCUCCACCGGGCUCUAGGGCCAAGGACAAGGAAGCGCUACGUACGGACGGCCAUCUCCAGGCUGCGCCAGAUCGACAGCGCCAUGAGGAAUAUCGACGAGCAGACCAUAGCUUAGCUUCAUUCUCUUGCGUGUGAUGUCCCUUGUAUCGGUUUUUUUUUA
Molecule: messenger RNA, 1130 nt
Organism: Lolium perenne
Lineage: Eukaryota; Viridiplantae; Streptophyta; Magnoliopsida; Poales; Poaceae
Product: E3 ubiquitin-protein ligase ATL23-like
Source: RefSeq, a predicted model, not a curated record